AUGAGUUACAUUCACCCCUCAUGGAACUAUCAGGGUCACCACCAGGGCAUUCCGAUGGACCAACACAUGGCAUAUGAUCCGUCUAUGGUCCCUCCACCAAUGAUGCACCCCAUUGAUGGCUAUAUGUAUCCUCAUCCGCCAAUGGAAAUGAUUGACUACUACCACCAACCGAUUAUGGAUUACGACGAGUACACAGAAAAUCUGUCGCGACCUCGGUUGACCAAGGAACAAGUCGAAACCCUGGAGGCCCAGUUUCAGGCCCACCCCAAACCAAGCAGCAAUGUCAAGCGUCAAUUGGCGGCUCAGACAAAUUUGAGCCUGCCUCGCGUCGCUAAUUGGUUCCAAAACCGCCGCGCCAAAGCCAAACAACAGAAACGCCAGGAGGAAUUUGAAAAGAUGACAAAGGCGAAGGCUGAAGCCGAGGAGGCUGCUCGGCGGAAAUCAGAGACAUUAGACCAGUUGUCCGAGUCUCGAAAAGGAUCUAUCGCUAGGGAGGAAACGGAGAAGUCCGCUACCCCCAAGCAAACUCCUACUUCUACAACCAGUGGACACGCCAAAUCAGAUUCCACAUCCAGCCGCUCCAAGCACCACAAAACGAAAAGUGAGUCGGCACGAGAAGCUACAUUUGCGUCAUUACAGAGGGCACUCAACGCUGCUUGUGCUGCCCGGGAUCGUUUCGGUCGCCGAAUCAACCCUCGAAGCAAGAAUGACACCGUCCCCGAAGAAGAUGAGGCGGUCUCUCCUGGCUCGAUGCCCCCACCCACCACUGCCACUCCGACCAAUGACAAUGGAAAUCUCUCUAACAUCAACUCUUCCUUUUCAGGCUGGUCUGAUAUUAAGGAAGAUCCAUCUUCGUGGGGAUCCGACGAGCACAACGCGCACGUCGGGUUCAGCACUGCAGAGCAGGCCUCAUACUCCGCUACCCACCAACCGAUGGCAGAGAUGCCCGCCUCUUCUCACUCUGUGCAGCACAACGGGGAUACCUACUCGAGUCAUCUCCCACCUCACACAGAAGAGUGGUCACAGAACAGGGAAACACUCUCUUCUCAUGUGCAUGAUUCCAACUUUGUUUACAACAACAUGCAAUAUCCCAUGUCUAUGCAGGCCCCUAAUAUUUCUCUACAUCGUCGGGAGUCUUCUGAUGCUCUGACUACUUCCUUGAAGGGCAUUGGAAUUUGCACAUCUGACCAACCUGGGCUGUCUCAAUCCCUCAAUCGAAACGAAGGGGCUUCUUGGAAGGAAAACGGGAAAGAACUUGAUCUCGCGGCACGACGCAAGCGUCCUCGCCCCGCUGCCAUUGGUACUUCUGGAAAUCGCUCGUUGGCUAACUCAACUUCGAUGUCCUCGCUAUCGCCAACCGCUCGUGUGCCCAGCUCCGGGCCUGGCAACUCGAUGAGACAAUCCAAGUCGGCUCAGAGUCUCAAUUCCCGAUACGCUGGAGUCAGAAAAGCCUCCGCUGCUCAGCGCUCUCCUCUCAACUUCACCUUUGCUGAGUCAGGGUCCAUUAAGAAGGCCGAGAAGAUGCUACGACCCUCGGUCUCGACGAAUACCUUGGCUCCUCCGACUCCCUUGACUCCGCAAGAUCUCCAGCACUUUAUGCCUGCCUCUCCCACAGAUAGUAACUACUGCAUGUCAGCGCAUUCCACAACACACUUCUUCCCCACCUCCCAACCUAUGCAAGUGAACAUCGCAUCACCUCCUACCACGCCUCUGGAUAUCUAUUCCCCCUUCCCAUACCAGAAUGUCGCCCCGCCAAUGUCAGCUCCGGCUCAAGUCUCUUCCUUCCCUGAAUAUGUCACGUGUGAUUCAGUUCCCAUGACGGCCCGCAGCUGGGCUGACACCGGUUCCAUUUCCUCGCCUGAGUACCCUGCGGGCCUCCAGGUACCUCACUCAAGUACUGUUUCGCCCAUGGGCUACGACGCAACCACCGAUCACACCGGUCAAGCCUUUGGAAUGGAGCCAGUGUCUGGCUCCCCAUCUCUGAUCUAUUCGAUCGAAGACGCUGAGUUGCCAGGCUCUGCUGAGCUUGUAGAAAGGAAGCGAACCGACUUCAUGAUGCGAGAUUUCCCAGAUGAUGCUCACCGCUAUGGAGGACAUCACGUGCCGUCAAUGCAAAAGCCGAAAGCCUACACUUUCGCAAACAACACGACGCCUAGCAACUACCCUUCUUGA
Molecule: messenger RNA, 2172 nt
Organism: Penicillium soppii
Lineage: Eukaryota; Fungi; Ascomycota; Eurotiomycetes; Eurotiales; Aspergillaceae
Product: homeobox domain-containing protein
Exons: 2
Coding region: 1-2172 (723 amino acids)
Biological process (GO): regulation of transcription by RNA polymerase II
Cellular component (GO): RSC-type complex; nucleus
Molecular function (GO): DNA-binding transcription factor activity, RNA polymerase II-specific; DNA binding
Source: RefSeq, a predicted model, not a curated record